AAAGGAUGCAUAGUUCACUAAAUAUAAUAAUAAUAGUACAAUAAGUAAUGAUUAAUGUGUAAUAAGUAAUGCAUGUUGUGUAAUAAGUUAUAGCAAAUUAUAUUUAUGAUGAUACCACCACUCUCGUAUGAGAAUCCAAUGGCGAUAUGUCAGUGUGUCAACUCGCACGGUGAUUCUGACAAAACAAAGGCCGGGAUCUCUGAAUCAGUGUAUCAACUACUGACUAGCCACCUUGAGACAUUCACACAAUUUAUGGAGAGACUCAGAAGAGCAUUAACAGCUUACUUCAGCACCAGAUCUAACGCAGCUGUACUAUUAAUACUCCAAGUCUGCACAGGCUUAGGCCGAUUUCUAAAUAGAAUAAAACACCUUCUCCUUUCACUCUCUUAUAUAUAUUGGCUAUGUAUCAGGACAGCCACAGCAUUACUCCCUGUGAAUAUACGUCAUAAAUAUCUAUUACACCACUAG
Molecule: messenger RNA, 468 nt
Organism: Nematocida parisii ERTm1
Lineage: Eukaryota; Fungi; Microsporidia
Exons: 1
Coding region: 106-468 (120 amino acids)
Source: RefSeq, a predicted model, not a curated record